This is a messenger RNA of Eublepharis macularius, 3461 nucleotides long. RefSeq names its product zinc finger and BTB domain containing 3 (gene ZBTB3). Gene Ontology annotation, molecular function: RNA polymerase II cis-regulatory region sequence-specific DNA binding; DNA-binding transcription factor activity, RNA polymerase II-specific; protein binding. Gene Ontology annotation, biological process: regulation of transcription by RNA polymerase II. The transcript has 2 exons. Gene Ontology annotation, cellular component: nucleus. Lineage: Eukaryota; Metazoa; Chordata; Lepidosauria; Squamata; Eublepharidae. The coding region runs from base 73 to 1470 and encodes 465 amino acids. The record is from RefSeq and is a predicted model, not a curated record.
GCCUCUGCUUUGUGGUGGGGACCUAAAGGCUAUGCCGUUGGCUUCUUUCACAAUCCUAAAAGAGCUGCCAGCAUGGAUUUUCCUGAUCACAGCAAGAACCUGUUACAGAGUCUGCGCAAUCAACAACACGAGGGUUUCCUUUGUGACUGCACAGUGCUGGUGGGCAACACCCAGUUCCUGGCCCAUCGGGCUGUGUUGGCCUCAUGCAGUGCCUUCUUCCACAUGUUCUACAAGGAAGGGCUGGAUAAGGGGGACUUAGUGUGCAUCAACAAUGAAAUUGUCACAGCCCCAGCAUUUGGACUGCUCCUGGAAUUCAUGUACCAAGGCGGCCUCUCCUUCAACGACACACCGGUGGAAGAUGUCCUUGCGGCUGCGAGCUACCUUCACAUGAAUGACAUUGUGAAGGUAUGUAAGAAGAAGUUGCAAGCCCGGGCUUUGGCAGAAGCAGACAGCACCAAGAAGGAAGAGGAUUCCCCAGCCAGUUCAGAACUCCUACCCAGCACUUCCAAGUGCCAAUCGCAACCUCCUGUGGCCCAGUCUUUGCCCCCGCCAGCUCCUCAACCUUGUGAAGCAGAGAAGAAAAAUACAGAGGAAUGGAAAGGGAUAGAGAAAGCUGGUUCAGAGGAACCGCUAGCCUCCACGCUGGAUGUUGCGGACACCACCCAACCUGGCAUGGAAGGCGAUUCUCCACAUGCUCUUCCUCCAACGAGACCUCUCCCACCAACUAUUGUUGACAUCUCCCUCUCCAGCCCCAGCAGUUCUACGGAAACCAUAUCACAUAGCUGCUUUCCUAUGGGGAAUGUAGUUGAGGGGCCUUCCAGUGUGGACACUGCUCCAGGGAAGUAUGUGGAACAGCGGGAAGGGAGCAUUGGUGCAUUUUGCCAGAAGGAGCCAAACAGGUCCUCUGUGAAAGUCAAAGUGGAAGCCAUUGUGAUCUCUGAUGAGGAGCCAGAUACAGCUGAGCAGCUGGGGGGACAAAACCCAGAGGGAAGGCUGGAGAGCAUCUUCCAGCGGUCCACCACAGAGGCAGGGUCAGUUGGGGGCUGCAGCCGUCACCUGGAUAACUUUGCAGAGCCUGGUGGACUAGAGGAGGUAUCGUCAGAGGGCAGCUUCCUGCCUCAGGAGCCUGUACCCUAUCAUAUGAUCCCCGUACCCAGUGGGCAAAGUUUCUCCAACAUGGCAAUUCCGCCACUGCAUGAGCAGAUGUAUAUGCAGGACUACGAAGUUCACCCGAAUUUUGGCAUCUUCACAGAGGACAUGCCCACUUGUAAGACGUGCGGAAAGACCUUCUCGUGUUCCUACACUCUUCGGCGCCACGCCACCGUCCACACACGGGAGCGGCCCUACGAAUGUCGCUACUGCAUGCGGAGCUACACUCAGUCCGGAGACCUCUACCGGCACAUCCGAAAGGCACACAAUGCGGACCUGGCAGCCAAACGUUGCAAACAGGAUGUAGAGAACCCGUCAUAGGGCCAGGGUGAGGUUCAUCAACUCAAUUGCUUCCCAACACAAAGGCCAAAUUUUUCUCGUUUUUGAACUUUGUGCAAAAAGCCACAGUGUCUGUAGCCGAGUGACAAAGGAGCCUCCUUCCGAGCCACUGACCACAUCGUUCUCGGGUCAGUCAUCUCACCCAAUCCCUCGAUGUUGCUCCAUCUUUGCCUCAAGGAUUCGGUAACAUUUUUUCACAGGGUAGUUCUUGGUCAACACAAUUCAAAUCCAGGCGUUGGAUCCUGUACAUAGUUGGAAGAAGCCACAUAAUAUAAACUCUUAGUAAUUUGGGAAGAAUGUUUUCCAUAUCUAUUUAUGUACAAACUGUCAGGGCUGCAGGAAACAUGAGACUGGAGAAGGAAGGACAUCUCCUGGUUCCCCAUCCAAGUGAUUCUGGCUUUAUUUUUGUGCAAAGAGGUUGUGGAAGCUUUUUAAUCGUAGCAGUUUAUGUAGAUCACAAUUUCACUUGAAAACCCCAAACAUCUGUGCAGAAUUGGUCACAAAGGGGUAGUAGCAACACCCUAGAGAUGUGAAAGUCCAGGGAAAAAUGGGGAAUUUUUUUUUUCUGUUACUCCCUAUGGACUUUUUAAAAUGUUCCCAAUUUUAAAAACCGAGGAAUGUUGGAGAGCACUGAAAAAAAACUUCCAUUAAUUUUUUUCUUUAUUGUAGAAUGAGUAAAAUGUUUGUUGAAUUAAGGGGUUUUUAUACUCAAAGCAUGAAAAAGUUUGAGGAACUUUUUCAUUUUUUUCACCAAAAAAACUGGGAAAUUUGGGGAAACACUGAAUAUUCUAUGAAAUAUUGUUUCUUUCUAAGUGAGAAAAACCUUGUCUUAAAAAGCAUUUAACUCAUUCCAAAUGCAUAGCAUGAAAAAAUCUGGGAACUUUCUCAGGACUUCAGUGUUCUCAACAUUAUGAAGUUUAACUUAAUAUCCAAAUAUGCUGGUAGUCCUACCUAUUGGGACUGCAUGAAAGUGUUUCUGUCCAAACAAUACACUCUCUUUUGUUUACUACAUGUUUUUAAUCUUUUUUCCGACCUCUUAGUUGGCAAAAAGAUUCACUUUCUACAGCAUAGGGUGCAGCAGUUUGCAACUCUUUCUCAAGUAUAUUGGGUAUAUUUGCAAUUUUUCUUACAGAAAAUGGAAAACUGUAUACUUAUAAAUUCCAUAAAUAUGCCAAAUAGUAACAUUUCAUAUGUCAACUAAAUUAUCAAUGAUGAAUUUUGUAUUCUUACAGUGCUAAAAUAGGUUUUGGUUGGAUAUGAAAGUGUUGGAUAUAUUUCAGUUUUUCUCAACAUUUCCUCCUUCCCAAAAAUCCAGCUUUCCCCCACAAUUUCAAAAUUUCUGGAAAUUUUACAACUCUAAGCACAGCUGUAAGGAAGCUCUGGGUCCUAGUGCCAUAUUCCCUUCUGUAGUGUGAUGAGAAAUGUUGGCAAAAGUGGGUAGGGCAUUGCUUUUUUGGAAUAUGCAGUGUGGAAGGACAGAUUUGUCCAGAUCAUAACAGUCUCCAGUGAGGCUGCAGCCAGCUCACCCAGGCUGUACCCACAUUCUAAUAUCCCCCAUUUACAAAUGGAGGAUGAGAGACAGGAGCUGGGAUCUAUGGGUGGCAUAGCUGGGACAUGAACGCUUCUUCCUCAGCUCAAACUUACUCCCCCCGACACACACUUUCUGCUUCAGAUUCUCACAUCUGCCGUCAGAGCAGCCACUGCCAGUCUUCCACCUGCCUCCAGGACUUCCUAGCCAUCCCCCUGUGUAGUGUUUUUUUCCAACCUGUUAACUUCGUAAGCAACUGCAAAGCAGCCUCACUGCCAAGGACACACCAUCUAGAGUAAAAAAUCAAGCACCAAGUGCUCCUGUCCACUGUUUCUUGUGUGUGUUCUCUUUCUUUUGUCUGUGUGUGUGUGUGUAUUUGCAAUACAAAUUUAAACCAAAAAGCACCUUUACUUGAUAUGCAGCAUGUUAUUAGUGUUCUAAAUUU